AUGGUUCUCUUUGGAAUUCUCCAGGCUUACAUGCGACCACUUGGCGUGGCUACGACUCUGAUUUCCGUCGAUGACGAGAGCGGCCCGCAACUCUACAAGUGUGACCCGGCUGGUUACUUUGUUGGGUACAAGGCGACAGCUUCCGGUCCUAAGCAGCAGGAGGCGUUGAACUACUUGGAGAAGAAACUGAAGAACAAGGACGCGGCCGCGGGCAGCUGGGAGGAGGUUGUGGAGCUGGGUAUCACAGCCCUCAGCAAUGUGCUUAGUGUCGACUUCAAGAAGCACGAGAUUGAGAUAGGCAUCGUCGGUGGGCCGCGGGCUGACGGCGAGGAGGGAACCACUACAGCGUUCCGUGCCCUGACGGAAGAGGAGAUUGAUGAACGGCUGCAGGCCAUAGCCGAGAAGGACUGA
Messenger RNA from Penicillium digitatum Pd1, 411 nucleotides. RefSeq names its product proteasome core particle subunit alpha 1 (gene prs2). Gene Ontology annotation, cellular component: proteasome core complex, alpha-subunit complex; proteasome core complex; nucleus. NCBI's taxonomy places the organism in Eukaryota, Fungi, Ascomycota, Eurotiomycetes, Eurotiales, Aspergillaceae. The record is from RefSeq and is a predicted model, not a curated record. Gene Ontology annotation, biological process: ubiquitin-dependent protein catabolic process; proteasomal protein catabolic process.